GAUGAGAGCAAACAUCUUAGCGAGUACUUUAUCAGCUCUUCUCACAAUACCUACCUCGCAAAAGGUCAACUAUACGGCCAGUCUACCGCUGAACAAUACAAAAACGUCCUUGAUGCAGGCGCACGUUGUGUGGAAAUCGACCUCUGGGAUGGCGACAACGACGAGCCAAAAGUCACACACGGUUGGACACUUACUUCCAACCUCUCACUUAGAGAUGCUUGUCAGGCGAUCAACGAAUGUAUACACUCAGAUGACUUCCCCGUUAUCAUUUCAUUAGAGAAUCACGCUUCUAUUCCACAACAAGAUAAAGCCGUUGAUAUCUUAAAGGAAUCUUUCGGCGAUAAACUCGUCAGCACACCAUUAGAGGGGGUUGAAGUUCCAACACUCGCUCAACUGAAGGGUAAAGUCGUCGUAAAGGUUGAAUACUAUCCAGAUUCACUCCAAUCGCUUCAAGAGCAAGUCGAGCAUUUACAGAUUGAGUCAGGUAGCGACGAUGACGAAGAAACAAAGAAGUUACGUCAAGAAAAGGAAAAAGUACGCCCUAAAAUGUCUUCCUCUUUGAGUGCUUUGGGUGUCAUAGCCAUGUCCGUCAAGCCGGGUAACAGAGAAUGGUGGAAUGCUCGUUCACGUAUUACCGAACCAAGGAAUGCGGUUAUUAACGUGGGUGAGAGCGCGAUGAGUAAGGUUUGUAACGACACUCGUGCACUCGCAGAUGUUCGUCACACUACCAAAACCCAACUUGUAAGAGUAUACCCACACGGAUUGCGCAUAGAUAGUCGUAACCUCGAUCCACUCCCACUUUGGCGUGGUGGUGCCCAAAUUGUUGCUCUCAACUUCCAAGUUUUCGACAAAGGCUUGCAACUCAAUAAGGCACUCUUCGCUAAUCGUGGUUUCAUCCUUAAACCAAAGCAUGUCAGAAUGGGUGAAACUGAUGCGGACACUCGUAUGAGAAAGCUCAACAUACGCGUCGUUGGUGCCUCAGAUAUU
This is a messenger RNA of Wallemia mellicola CBS 633.66, 987 nucleotides long. Its product is annotated as PLC-like phosphodiesterase. The annotation marks the transcript as partial. The record is from RefSeq and is a predicted model, not a curated record. Lineage: Eukaryota; Fungi; Basidiomycota; Wallemiomycetes; Wallemiales; Wallemiaceae. The transcript has a single exon. Gene Ontology annotation, molecular function: phosphatidylinositol-4,5-bisphosphate phospholipase C activity. Gene Ontology annotation, biological process: phosphatidylinositol-mediated signaling; lipid metabolic process.